UUAAACCAAAAAUUUCCAAAUUGAAAUCCUAACCCUAACUCAACACAAUACACUCUCACACACACUCUCCAAUCCAAGCUCUAGUCCCGUACCCACGGUCAGCAGAAAGAAAGAAAGAAAGAAAGAAAGAAAGAAAGAAAGAAAGAAAGAAAGAAAGAAUGAAAGAAAGGGAAGAAAGGAGAGGGGAGCCGCAGGAGAAAGAAAGAAAGGGGGAAGGGAGAAGAUGGAUAUCCGAGAGGGGAGAGGGCAUCGGUGGAGGGGAAGGGGCCGUCUCACCACCACCGCCGUUGGGUCGCCAUUUCCAUCGCAAGGGAGCAGAGAGCGUGCGCGAGGAAGAAGAAGAAGGCCAUGCCAUCGUGUCCGUCGUUGUCUUUGCGGGUACCUGUCGCUGCCGUCGUCCUCGUCGCGAAGCCAGUGCCAUCGUUGUCAUCAUUGCAGACAAUUGCUUCACGUGUGGUCGCCGCCCCCUCUGAGUCCGUCGUCAGGGAGAGAGAGCAUCUGCGAGUGAGAGAGAUAACUUGGAAGGGAAGCCGUUGCUGGAGGAGGAACCAACCACGCCGACGUGCUCUACCAUCGGGAAAUGCCACUGCCGCCGCUGAGAUCCACUGCCGUUUUACUCUAAAUGUUGCAUGUCGCUUUAAUGUUGCUGUGGUUGUUGCGACUAUGGUUUGAGUUGAGGUUACGGCUUCCGCUGAUCGCAGAUUGAGACAAAAGAUUUUCUAUGAUGCGUUUGGAUUACGGGUUUGCUAAUUAAGGUAAGGGCCUUUUCUAAAAAUUAAUUUAUUUUUAAUUGAAAAUGUUAUAAAUUGAUCUGAUGUGCGAAAUGCAUUUCUGGUGAUGAUGUAAGUCUUAUGAAUUGUCUGAUUUGUCUUGGAUAAAUAUGGUUGUCUAUUUGAUUGGAAUAUUGUAUGAUUUUGUUAAAUUAGAGAUCUUUGAUUGGUUUGAUUUGAAAUUAUUUUUAAUAUUUGAAAGUCUGAAUUUUUUUUAUUGGAAACUGAUUUGGUCUACCUGUUGGAAUGGGUUGAGGAUUGGUUUGGUUGGGACCCGAAAAGAGUGGCAAAGUCCAACUUUUAGGGAAGGUGCUGGUGAGAUUUCUAUAAAAUUUGAGACUUUGUUUG
Messenger RNA from Arachis duranensis, 1118 nucleotides. RefSeq lists its product as uncharacterized. The record is from RefSeq and is a predicted model, not a curated record. The transcript has 2 exons. Bases 349 to 672 code for a protein of 107 amino acids. NCBI's taxonomy places the organism in Eukaryota, Viridiplantae, Streptophyta, Magnoliopsida, Fabales, Fabaceae.